AACAAGUGAAAAUAUUCAUGAACUAACAUGUAAUCACAAAGUUUCUAUCUUAAUUCCAUUGAAGAACACAACAACAACGCCUGAAAGUAGUCAAAAUUGCAAGUUUCAAUCAUUUUAACAUGAAUAAACAUGUAAAGCACGUACACAUUUCUGUGACGUAAAAAGUCUCAUGCUAUCGGAUCGUGACUCAGAUUAUUACACGAAUGCAUUGAAUAUUCGAUGCUUUGCACUCGUUCAAAAACAACGAUUUAAUAUUUUGUUUCUGUGAGAAUUUAAGAAAUAUCAAUAAAAGCCAGUCAAAACAUCUGUUACAGAAGUAUAUUUUUAUCAAAAUUUCUUCAUCAAGCCUGCUGUGGUUGUAUCUUCGACCCGUUUGCAAAUUUAAUCGAUAUAUUUUUUAUGUAGACAGCUUUAAAAAUAAUUAUUACAAAGAAACACUUGCUCAUUACAAAACAAUGCUCACUUUUUAUUGAAUUCAAUCGUGUACGAGCACAAUUUUAUGAACUGGUUGACCAGUCGUAUUGGAGCUUUUUAACUGAAAACUGUUUCUGAGCAAAUUGUUAUCUGUUUGAAAUUUUAGCAUGAAGAGAUUUGCGUUUAGCUUAUUGAAAUGUCACCCAAAGUGUUCGGCAAUAUUUCUACAGCGAAUCAAAGUAAUCCCUGUGAUUGUUGUACUGUUUUGCGUUGGUAUAAUUUGGAUUUGGAUGGAAUCCGCUAGAAAACCUGCGGACAUCGUUUAUUGCACUGUUAAUGACGAGUUGCGUUAUAAACUUAAACUAGAGAAUCUGGAUGUGCCGAUCGUAGCUGAUGCGAGUCCUCGUAAUGGAAAUCCACCAGAACAAAGAUUGGUGCAUCUCGAUUUAAAAGGAGCUCCACCGAAGAUAGCUUAUCUGAAGCGUUUAUUGCCGAUGUUAAAAGUUCUUGGUGCAACCGGAUUGUUAAUCGAGUACGAAGACAUGUUCCCAUACCAAAAGCCUAUCGAACAUCUUUCCGCAACAAAUGCAUAUAGCAGAGCUGAAGUGCGUGAGCUACUUAAGGCUGCAACGUGGGCCGGCUUAAGCGUAAUGCCAUUGGUUCAAACGUUCGGGCAUAUGGAAUUUGCAUUAAAACAUGAACAAUAUUUAAAUCUACGUGAAACAAUCUCAUCACCCGACUCAAUCUGUCCAAAUCGAAAGGAAUCAAUGGAUUUGAUCGAACAAAUGCUCAUGCAAAUAAUCGAAAUGCAUUUACCGAUCGAAGAAGACGGAUUAGUUUGGCCGAAAUUUUCACACUUGCACAUUGGAUGUGAUGAAGUUUAUAACAUGGGUCAAUGUUCACGAUGUAAAUCAAAGAGUAAGCAUCAUUUGUUCGUAUCACACAUCAAAAAGGUUACCACUGUCAUUCGAAAUCGAUGGCCACACUUGAAAGUUGUCAUUUGGGACGAUAUGAUGCGCUCGAUGCCAUUGAAUGAAUUACAAGACUCACAAUUGGGUGACUUGAUUGAGCCAAUGAUUUGGGCUUAUCAUACCAAUUUGAAUGAAAAUAAUUUUCAUGAAAUAUGGAUGCGGUACGCUUCAGUGUUUUCAACUGUUUGGGCUGCAUCUUCGUUCAAAGGAUCAGCUGGGGAAACAGCAAUUCUGCCGCCGAUUCGAAAACAUUUGGAGAAUCAUUUGCAAUGGAUGGCUUUGAUAAAUAUCUAUGCAAAUCGAUUUAGGAAUGGUAUUCAAGGGAUCGCCCUAACCGGUUGGCAGCGAUACAAUCAUUUCGUUGGCUUGUGCGAAUUGUUGCCUACAUCUAUUCCCAGUUUGGCACUUUGUUUAAGCGUUUCGUCAUUGGGCUACUUCGAACCAAACUACAAUAAAACAUCGAUAUUAUCGACACUGUCGUGUCCACAGCCAAAAAAUGAUCGAUGGAUCGAUUUGUCUACCAAUGAAAUAAAUGUGAAUGAAUACAAAGAGUUUCGAGACUGUUCAUUCCCCGGCCAGAAGGCGAUGGAAUUCAGUAUCAAAUUGCAUUCAAUUUUAGAUGCGACCCGACAUUUUCUUAUCAGGAUUAACUUUGAUCACAGUUUCUUAUCUCCAUAUGCAGUGAAACACGGCUUUGGGUCACCGAUAAAUAUUGAAUGGGCCGUAAGGGAUUUGACAGAACUGGAAUCACAGCUACAAAACAUUCUCAUGAACGCUGAAGAAGCGUUGGCCGACUAUUACGAUAAAUAUACGAUCAAUGAAGUUAUUGAACAAAAGAUCAUGCCAUUAAUAGAUGCUUUGAAAAAAAUGAAAGAGAAUGCCGAAUAUUUAACAUCAAUCCAAGUUUGGCCACGAAGACCACUUAAUUAAGAAAGAAAGAUAGGGGUCUAAUUAUUUUCAUUAUUGUUUUAAAAAAAAGAUGAAUAGAGGAGAUCGAUUUUAACUUUUAUGUAAAACAGAAAACGGCUAGUUUCAAAGUGUCAUUGAAAUACGUAUUCCUACACAUACAUUCACUGAAGAAUUUAUCGCAAACAAAAAAUCAAAGUCCAAGCCCAACAACCACACAGCAAUAGAUGUUUAUAUCUUUUAGGGUGCAGUCACACUAGGAAACAUUUUACUGGAAACAUGGAAACAAAUUUUCGCAAAUGUAUGAAAAAAAAAGAUGCUGGAAACAAACACUUUUUAUUUCCAUACAUUUGCGAAAAUUUGUUUCCAUGUUUCCAGUAAAAUGUUUCCUAGUGUGACUGCACCCUUAGUAUUCUGUUUUUGCUAUUAGAUGUGUAUUUUGCAGAAGUUUUUUUAAAAAAAAUAAAUUUUCAGAAAUCUGAUGAAAUUGUUUAUCAAAAAACGCAUAAUUGACUCACGACUUGGUUCAGAUCAAAAGAAAUCAGCCGAAGUGCCGCCUGAUCAAAAUAAGAUUUGCUUCGAUUUGGUGUCAUAGAUGUAAAAAGAGUCGAUUUUCAUUUUGUGAACACAUGAUUUAUUUAUCUGUUAAAUGGUAAAUCUGGUUUUUGCCUUGUGAAUAAUUUAGUUGCAGUUCAUUCGAUCGCUUUUUAUUUUCAAUCUUUGGGUAUCGUGCAAAAAAAUCCCUUCCGAUUCGCUCUUGAAGUCACCAGUUGGAUUGCCAUUUACUUUCCAAUUGGUUGAAAUAGCCAUAACCUUGGUGUCCGAAGGCUCCUUUAAUCAAACAUUCAA
This is a messenger RNA of Sitodiplosis mosellana (orange wheat blossom midge), 3140 nucleotides long. RefSeq names its product hexosaminidase D. Lineage: Eukaryota; Metazoa; Arthropoda; Insecta; Diptera; Cecidomyiidae. The coding region runs from base 582 to 2315 and encodes 577 amino acids. Gene Ontology annotation, biological process: carbohydrate metabolic process. The transcript has 5 exons. The record is from RefSeq and is a predicted model, not a curated record. Gene Ontology annotation, molecular function: hexosaminidase activity.